AUGGAAUCAUUUGAACUAAUCAUUUCUCAAAACAGUACUAAUCAAAGGGAACUGUUUCAUGCCGCUAAAAUUCUCUUUACACAAAUGUCUGAUCUUAUGUUUCCUGAAUAUGGGGACCCUGAUGUGCUGGCUAAUGAUAUUGGGGAAUUUUUUGUCCAGAAGAUUGAACGCAUCCAUGGUGAGUUUGAUUCUUCUGCCCUUGAAACAAGCCACUCGUCUGUCGCAGAAUUUACUGAACUGACGUCCCGAUUUGAUUCCUUUGACAUCUUAAAUGAAGAAAAUAUCAAAGAUUUGAGAUCUAAAUCAAGUAAAAAAUCGUGCUCUCUGGACCCAAUGCCCACUUCAUUGGUUUUAAAAUGUCAAGAUAUUCUCCUUCCUGUGAAUCUG
Messenger RNA from Paramuricea clavata, 387 nucleotides. The record is from the annotation of a GenBank genome assembly. Lineage: Eukaryota; Metazoa; Cnidaria; Anthozoa; Malacalcyonacea; Plexauridae.